This is a messenger RNA of Porites evermanni, 803 nucleotides long. NCBI's taxonomy places the organism in Eukaryota, Metazoa, Cnidaria, Anthozoa, Scleractinia, Poritidae. The record is from the annotation of a GenBank genome assembly.
GUUGGAGACUAUGAAGACGAAGAAGGAACUGGAGAGAGUCCUCCAGACUCGGCAAGGGACAAUGCUGAAGUAAAGCUGGAAAUUGAUGGGCAGAGAAAGCAAAGAGAAAGUGAGUUUUCUUUUCAAUCGCGUACUGUUAACUCUGGCCAAUCAGGUACGAGCCGAAAAUCAAAUGAGCCAAUCACAUACCGAGGCUAUGUACGUGGCGGGAAUUUGUGACGGGUGCCAGGCGCGGGAAAAUGCUUGAGCAAGUUUUGAUUGGUUGAGGAAAUAUUCACGAAAUCUCUCAACCCAUCGCGAAGCUUAGUGGUGCAAUGAAUCGAGUCUCAUAAAAUGAAAAUCACGGAAACUCCUCUACCAAAUCAAAACCGUUGCAGUUCAACAUCGAUAAACCAGUCAAAGGUAGCUCUUGCCUAGCGCGGCAAAAGGUAAGCAAGGGAGCCUCGUUGGUGUGGUUUUGCCUUAAUUUAAUAGGUUAGAACAGUGGCGCGGAAGUCUCAAAAUUGCUUUUAAAAACUAUUAAUAAACGGUCUUACGGCGUUUAAAGUGGGAUUUUCCAUAUUCGUUCGUACUAUGAGUGCAACAGUAAACUGUUGGUAGGAACUGCCCUCGAGCUUUCUGUUAGACAGCUGCGAAGUAGUGAGGCAUAUCCUUUAUAGCGAGUUUGACUAAGUAUAAUUUUCACCUCUUUUUUUACUCGUGUUGUAGGCAAACACUCAGCCUUGCUUGGCGACAUAGAGGUUGAAAAAGUAAGCGACAAUGAAUCGAGUGACAGUGAAGAAGAAGAAGACAGGUCCGGCAAG